AUGUUGCCACAUUACAGCUUGCAAAUUUUGGUAUUUGUUGAGAAAAGGUGCAAUAUACAAUGCUUCGAACCAAUCGGGAACUUGCUAUAUGGUAUAUCUCUACAGAUAAAGAUAGGUUGCUCUACAGCAUGCAAAGAAAUACUCCUAUCUCUCCCACCGCCCUCUGCCUACCACGUAAAUCAAACGAUGAAGAGUGUUCACAAGGCAUUCUCAUCCAGAAAUAAAGACACUGCAUCUAAUGCUGAUGAUACUCACAAGUCUCAAACCAAGGCCAAGUACAAACACAAAACAGAAUUUAAAGUCUCCAAGUACCAAUUAGUAGUUACGUAUAAAGAGAAAGCCGUCGACGAGGUAACAUUCAGUGGUGAGAUUCAAUAUAAUGGAAAGGAUGAACUAUUUUACCAUGCCAAGGGACCUACGAAAAACGCAUGUGCAUUCCUCAAUGUUAUAUCUCCUGGAAAAAAGGACGGAAAAAAUACUAUUGACCUAAAAUGUCUCUCCAUUGUUGGCUUCAAUGGUCAGAAACAGGGUGAACUAACAAAGAACUUUGCACAAAACGAUGAAGAUAUUAAUCUUGAAGACGAACGUCCGAGAAUCACUGUUGUCCUUCCUGACGAAGCAAUGAAGACAUACAGAAAAACUAUUACAUUGGAUAAGGAAGGGAAAAAGACAGUAGAGAUUAGUGGUCUACAAGUAUGUGCAAUGUGCAAAAUGGAUUAUAAAGCUAGGUUGGACUGUGGCAUACAAAGGAACACUCUUACUAGUACUGCUGCUCUCACCACUACCUAUAGGCAAAUCAAAUCCCAGACCAAAUCCAAAGUGAAGCACAAACCCAAACCCAAGCAUACAGUCUCCAUCACUACAUCUCCUAGUCGGCAAAACAAACAGUAUACUAUUGACUUAAGAUAUCUUGUUCUGGUUGGUUUCAACGGUCAGCAAGAAUUACGCAAGGCCUUUGCGCAAAGGAACGAAGAUAUCAAUCUUGCUGAGGAGCGGCCAAGGAUAACCAUUGUUCUCCCUAACGAUGAGAAUCUGUACACAAAGACUAUAACGUUAGAUGCAGAAAAGAAAAAGAUUGUAAGGAUUGAAUGCCAGAGGAUUGGCACUAGCCACCCUAGUUAUGUGCUCAAUAGAGGAAAAACGACGGAGAUUUAUACGCCACCGGAGUCGACAAGUUGUUGA
Molecule: messenger RNA, 1182 nt
Organism: Fomitiporia mediterranea MF3/22
Lineage: Eukaryota; Fungi; Basidiomycota; Agaricomycetes; Hymenochaetales; Hymenochaetaceae
Exons: 7
Coding region: 1-1182 (393 amino acids)
Source: RefSeq, a predicted model, not a curated record